Molecule: messenger RNA, 2106 nt
Organism: Ostreobium quekettii
Lineage: Eukaryota; Viridiplantae; Chlorophyta; Ulvophyceae; Bryopsidales; Ostreobiaceae
Source: the annotation of a GenBank genome assembly
AUGACGGCGCCGGGGCCGCCUUCGGACGGCGUCCUCUGCUGCUUCAACGCCUCGGGGGAGAGCUUCGCGAUCGCAUCCGCCGACGGUCGCCUCAAGACGUUCGACACAUCGAAUGGACGGCUCCGGUUCACCGUGGUGGCGGGCGCCGCCGUCGCGAGUGCCAGCGGUGGCGCGGCCAGACCCGCUGGCGGAGGCGCGGCUGAUCAACAGACGUGCCUGGCGUGGGGGCACUACGCGGUUGAGGAGGAGGAUGGCAGGAAGAAGAGAAAGAAGAGGGGGGGAGGUGUGCAGCACGAGCUCCUGUUUGUGGGGACAGCAUCUGGGACCCUGAAGGCAUACGACACAACCCUGGGGGAGCUGCGGUGGAGUGUGGCCAACUGCUGUGAAGGUGGCGUGAGUUGCAUCGCUUUCUCUCCACUUGGCGGUGGCGCAGUCUACUGUUCUGGUCCAACAGCACUGGUGGUGGAGGUAGAUGCUUCGUCAGGAAAGAUCAACCGGCGGCUGAAGGCGGGAAAGCACCCUCUCAAGUGCAUGGCCCUUGUCCCAGGUUCACAACAGAUUCUUGUUGGCAGCUCAAGCCUUGCACUGUGGGACCUGAAUGAGAAAGAGAGCAGGGCGAAGUUCAUGGGCCACCCGACACCCGUCCGGACACUGGCAUUCGAGCCGAGUGGCACCUUUGCCAUUUCUGCAGCUGAGGGUGAACGCCACCUGGCCGUGUGGUCCAUGCCAAAGCACCCCAAGAAGAAGAAGAAACUGUUGGCAACUCACAGCCUGCCGAUGGAACACCCGGCGGGCAUGUUGGAUGCUUGCUCCACGUCUGGCUCAGACGAUGCUGACGGCUUCAGUGCAUUGGGGCUGUCCCAGAGCGGUGAGGUGUACGUGUGGGAGUGCAAGGUUGGGGAGAAUGACAAAAUGGAGGGAAAAUUGUGCGGCAAAAUCAAGGUUGCCAACGAUGACGGGUCGUCUUCCAACAGUGACACCAUCCUAAGUGCAAGAAUCAAAGCAGGAUCUGAAGGCCCCACUGUAUUGCUAGUGCAUGGGAACAUGGUGAAGCCUGUGUUCGAGGAACAAAGGCUUCAGGUGGGCGGCAAGAGGCCCCUGCAAAUCAGCAUCAAGCCCGAGACAGCUGGACUUCUGCUACCGACCCCAGAUCCUCAUGCCUCCAGGGAAGGGACAAAGGAUUCCAGGAAGAGGGGAAGGGAAGUUGUGGUACUUGGCCCUGACGAUGCUAGUGAAGGGCUGAUGCUUGGCAACUUUCAGACAGGACGGCUUGAGAGCCUGGGAAAUGAGGAAAGCAGCGGCAGCAAGCUGACAAAUGCAUCGAAGCGGAGGAAACCCCUUGCCGAAGGCCAUGCUGCUGUGGUGGAUGAAGGGGUUUUGGAUGUUAGUGAUCAGGAUGGCAGGGGGAGAGAGAACAGAGACGAUGUCGAGUUGACUCUGGGGGAGCGAGUGGAGUUGUUGCAACGCAGGGAUGCUGGGGAAGGUCAGGCUCAGGGCCCAGAGAAGAGAACUAGAAUGACUGCAGACUCGUUAUCAGUCUUGCUGACACAAGCAGUGCGAAGCGAAGACAAGGUGCUGCUUGAGAAAUGCCUCAUAGCCAAGAAGGGUGAUGCAUUAGUGAGGUCCACCAUCCGGGAGCUGCUCCCCUCAGAUGCAGCCACACUUCUGUGGAUGUUAGUGGGCAGGCUACAGGCAAAGCCGUCCAGGGGCACGAACCUGGCCAUGUGGAUCCGUGAGACAUUGAUACAUCAUGCGGCAUACCUUAUGCAGGCACCAGGUGUCAUGCCGGUCCUUACUACCCUGUAUCAGUGCAUCGAGGCACGCUUGGCACUCUUCUCCCCCAUGCUGUCCCUCCAAGGGCGCUUGGACCUCACCCUUGGGCAGAUGAAGCUCAAGGAACGGUCAGAAGAGCAGCGCCAGCAGCUGGCGACGAAGCCAAUGGUCAUGUACGAGGAGAGCGAGUCUGAGGAAGAGCCCGAGGUGGAAGAGGUAAACAUUGAGGCCGUGGAUCAUCAAGACGCUGACAGCGAGGAUGGCAGCGAAGCAAGUUUGGGUGAUGGGAGCGAAGAGAGUCAGGACAGUGGGGAGAGCGAACAGGGGAUUUGA